This is a messenger RNA of Stegostoma tigrinum, 3070 nucleotides long. RefSeq names its product decapping mRNA 1B (gene dcp1b). NCBI's taxonomy places the organism in Eukaryota, Metazoa, Chordata, Chondrichthyes, Orectolobiformes, Stegostomatidae. Gene Ontology annotation, biological process: deadenylation-independent decapping of nuclear-transcribed mRNA; deadenylation-dependent decapping of nuclear-transcribed mRNA; positive regulation of catalytic activity. Gene Ontology annotation, cellular component: P-body. The coding region runs from base 36 to 1862 and encodes 608 amino acids. The transcript has 9 exons. Gene Ontology annotation, molecular function: enzyme activator activity; mRNA binding. The record is from RefSeq and is a predicted model, not a curated record.
UCCGAGCUGUUAUCUUGCCUGUUUGUCGUAGUAAGAUGGCUGCGGUGUCGGGGAAUAGAGGUAUCGAUAUUAGCCUCGCAGCCUUACAAAGGCAGGAUCCGUAUAUUUUUCGUAUAGUGGAUGUGGCUAGUCAGGUCGCGCUAUACACCUUCAGUCAGAGAGACAAUGAAUGGGAGAAGACUGACGUCGAAGGGACCUUAUUUAUUUAUGCAAGAUCUGCUUCUCCAAGGCAUGGCUUUACCAUCAUGAAUAGACUUAAUGUGGAGAAUAGGACUGAACCAAUUACCAAGGAUUUGGACUUUCAAUUACAAGACCCUUUUCUACUCUAUAGAAAUGCACAACUGUCAAUCUAUGGGAUCUGGUUCUAUGAUGAGGUGGAGUGUCAAAGAGUUGCAGAGCUUAUGAAGAACUUAACGCAGCUGGAGCAACUGAAGGCCCAGCAAGAAGUUGGAUCACCAAUCCCUAGUCAAAAGGAAACUGUGGACAUUGUGCAGAUGCUGUUCAAGGCUGAACAUGAAUAUAACAAGAUCAAACUGUCCUCUGAGCCAAAACAGAUGACUAGUUCUAAUUUGAUUCGCAACAGUUCAAAUUUGAUCAAGCCAAUUCCAAUUAAAUUGACUGACUUUGGAGCAGACACUCAUUCCCAACAAGUACAACAGCAGAACAAGAACACAGAAUUGGGAACAAAGCAUUUGAAUUUGGCGGCCUUGUUUGGUACACAAGAAAAAUCUUUAACUAAUGUGCCAGAUGAAACACAGGAAUUCAAGAAUAAAGUUUCCAGUCGGCCAGCUGUUGUGCGUUCUUUGUCAUAUGAGGAACCCAGAAAACUGCUAGAGACUGAAAUUUCCCAAAGUGUCAAAAAACAGUUUUGUCCUGCUAUUCAGAAACUAAUGAGUUGUGGAGUUGAGCUGCAUCCAGUAUGUGAGUUACCUGAAAAUCAUCUUUGUGAAAAAAGUACAGAAGAAACAUUAGCAGGACUGUUCCACUCACAAUCCUCAACAAGAAAUGUCUCUUUACAGCAAAACUGCUUGGAUGAACCCAAUUCCUUAUUCUCCAAAGAUACUAACAAGUUCCUUCAGAAGCUACAUUGUACCCAGACAUCAAUUCAUACAUCAUCUCCAACUGUUAUACACUCCGACCUUCUCUUCAGCAGAUCUCAAAGUGGUUCCCAGAUGCACCCUGUUUCACGGCCUCAGUCUGCCUAUCUCAGCUCCAACCUACAAGUGCAAUCUGAAAUGCACCAUGUUCCAGCAAUAGACAAGUCCAAGAGUACUCUUUCCUCAAAAGGUUGUAGUAAUCAAAUACAAACCUCUGUUUUCAUACCCCAUCGUGAAUUGUUUCAGAAGCUGCGGAUAGUUCAUGAGGAUCAGCAGCCUCCUGCUGGAAAAAUGACUCUUGCAGCCAAGUUUUCAGCUCAGCUGCCACCGUUAGUCAAUCAGCGUAAUUCUACAGUAAAAGAUUUUGAUUCUCAAACUGAAAAAUCCAUCAGUUCAGAAAAAACAAACCUACUUAUUCAGGCAAUCUCCCCACGACGUAUUCCAGCUACAGUUGUACCGUCUCUUUUGAUGUCGCCCACAGUGUUCACUCAGGCUUUGGUGGGAAAGCCAAUGAUGGGAGUAGAAGCAAGUGCCAUACUUUCACCACAGACAGACACCAUUGUGACUCCUAAACAGCUGCACAGUGGUUUGCAUUCACCUGCACAGAUAGCAGAGCUGACUAAUAAAAAAACACAUGUCCUUACCAAGAUUCAGUUACAAGAAACUCUUUUGUAUCUUUUGCAGAACGAUCCCAACUUUGUGAAUGCCAUUUAUGAAGCUUAUCUCACAGGCCAGUCAAACACCUCAGCAGAGAGGAAAACCUGAAUGUUUGAUGCAAGAUGUAUAAGUAGAUCUAAUUUAGUGGAAGUAAUCAGAUGGUUCACACCUCUAAAAUAAUUAUUCUGUACUUAUUUUGUAAGUUUUUUUUUAGUUUUGAAAUUGUUUGCUUUGAGUAAAAUGGCUUAAAGGCUACCGUUCACACUGGAUAACUUUUACUGCUGCUCAGGCUACUUUUAAGCUGUUUUAAGAUUGAGAUCAGUUAAAAGGGGGUUGCGUUAUCUGAAUGAAUUUUAUCUAAAGACUACUUCUGUUUCCUUGGAAAUUAAUAUUGUGAUUUUUUUAUUGUUUCAGCAAAAUAAAAACUCAAUACUAGUCUGCCAUUUGAAUUACCAGCAACUUGUCACCCAUGUUCAAAAAUAAAUAUUGGUAAAGCAAAACUCACUUUUAUUUGCCUGUCAAAAAAAUUACAGCACUGCCUUUGUUGUUAUCUUUCCCAUUACCCCUUCAGAUUCUGGUAUAUGAAUUCUUAAUAAAGGUCUUCAUGUAGGCAAUUCUUAUUGUUUAAAAAAAGCCUAAUUUUAUUUGAUCUGGAAGGAAACUUGUUACAAAUAGGAUUGGUUAUCCAAAAUGCCAAAAUGACCGUGCACAGAUGCAUCUGGGAUGCCACCUGAUUGUGAUAGGUGGCAGGAGGUUUCUGCUUGCACAUGUACUGAUGUCAUCAGGAUGGCAGCGAGGGAGCUGGGAAGACAGGGGAAUGGUAGGAUUGGGAGGAAUGAAGAUAUGGAGCUUUGUUUCCCAAGUGUCUGGUAAAAUGUCAGUCUAUGUUUUUAAAAACCCCUCUAUUAACAAAAUCUCAUCCUCACUUUCCCAUAUUCAGAUAGGAAUUGACUGAAACUCUGUCACUAAAAUGGCAGCUGGAUUAACCGCAAUCAUGCUGUUUGUCAUUUUUAUAAAUGACCUGGAUGAGGGCGUAGAAGGAUGGGUUAGUAAAUUUGCAGACGACACUAAGGUCGGUGGAGUUGUGGAUAGUGACGAAGGAUGCUGUAGGUUUCAGAAAGACAUAGAUAAGCUGCAGAGCUGGGCUGAGAGAUGGCAAAUGGAGUUUAAUGCAGACAAGUGUGAGGUGAUGCACUUUGGUAGGAGUAACCGGAAGGCAAAGUAUGGGCUAAUGGUAAGAUUCUUAGUAGUGUAGAUGAGCAGAGAGAUCUCGGUGUCCAUGUACACAGAUCCUUGAAAGUUGCCACCCAGGUUGA